Messenger RNA from Puccinia graminis f. sp. tritici CRL 75-36-700-3, 1800 nucleotides. RefSeq lists its product as uncharacterized. Bases 1 to 1800 code for a protein of 599 amino acids. The transcript is spliced from 3 exons. NCBI's taxonomy places the organism in Eukaryota, Fungi, Basidiomycota, Pucciniomycetes, Pucciniales, Pucciniaceae. The record is from RefSeq and is a predicted model, not a curated record.
AUGGAUCCUUCUCACAACGCUUGGGCCUCUUUGACCCCUGUUCCUCUCACUGAUCACCAUACCCAAAAACAACGUUCAGCCCCCGCCGCCGACAGCCAAGCAGCGCUUAUUGAGAAGCUUGCCCACGAGAUCGAAACACUCAAAACCAGCCUCAACUCAAAAAAGUCCGCCUCGAAGUCGAAGGGUAAAAAGUCCACUGUGCCCGCCAUUCCUACUACCGAUGAUGCUGGCCCGUCCUCCAGCUCUGCCCCUCGUGCCAAGAAGAAGGCCCCAGUCCCAACGGCCCCAAACAGAAACCAGCGAGCCACUUCGGCCCCACCCGAAUUCAUGGGGAAGCUGAAGCCCCGCAAGUCAAUUCCCGAGACGCCUGUCGCCAAACCUUCCCCAAAGCGACACCCUCAACAAAUGCAAAGGGGCGACUUUCCUGCAGCCUUUGGACCAACCAAGAUUCUCUGGGGCCUCCUCAAGCAGGACUCGGUUCCGAAGCCCCCCGAGUUAAGCACCCUAGAAGGAUUCUACAGACGGUUCAGGCGAACCGAGCAACUCGAAGAAGCUGUCCGAUCUCGCUCUGCAAACAGAGACUUUUCCCAAGUACUUUGCUUGAGAGAUGCCCAAGGUGGCCGCGUCAAAUUCGGAAAAUCGGUAAUCCACCUCGGAAGCAACUUCGUUCGCUACGCUCAAGGAAUCAUGGCCCAGUUGGGCUUAUCUGUCUGGUGCCCCAACUUGGAUGAAGAUUUGGCUUCCCUCUACAACGCAGCACAUCGAAUUGCUGCCCUGACAACUUUCACCGAGCUUGCAGCGACUCCGGCCUACGCUUACCUCAAAGUCGAUCCGGUCAUGGCUCAAGACAUGACUCUACUCAUACCAGCCUACAACCAUUUCGUCCAUUAUCUUCAAGUCGAAAAGUACAAAAAAGAAACCAAAGAGAAAGGAAAGGUUGCUCAAGAAGCAACCAAUAAGAAGGUUAACAAGAACCGCGAAAGAUUGAGGGAUGAGCGCCGCAACUUUGCUAUUCUCAACAAGUUCCCACAACGCUAUCGCGAUAUCUUGGAGCCAAUCGGGGCCCACAGUGAUGACGAGAAAGUAGAAGGGAAAGGCUUCUACAAGAUCAAGACCCUGCCCUACCGCUCAAACAACGCCAACCGUUUCUUCCGACGAUUGGACAUUGUUAUGAUGAAGGCGGCCGAGCAAGAUCCAUUAGCGAGGUCUAGUCGGCGCCGGGUUCGUCGCUUACCAAGGGAGCCACAGAUGUCGUCCUACAAGGCUGCCCCGAAGGGUUUACCAAUCGAUUUCUACCACCCGAAGUGGUUCAAUGAACUUGUCCCUGCCCAGCAACACUCAAUUCCCGACAGGACUCGCAUUGCCUUCUUCCCCAAUGCAAAUGAGUCCUUACUCCCUAAAACCGAGAAAAAUCCGGAUGAGAAGAUGGCAGACUCCACAUUCACCAAGAAAUAUUGGGAACUCGUGGUCGAGCCGUAUGGCCUCCUGGAGGAGGAAUCCUCUGAAGAGGAGGAGGUUGCGGGGGAGACUCAAGGAGGCGGACAAGACGAGGAAGGUGAGGGAAUCGACUUGACUCAGCCAAGCGAGGGGUCUGAUUCCGAAGACGAGUACCACGUGGAGGGUGACGCUGGCAACCUGUACGACGAGGAAGAGGAAGAUGAGUCUUCCGCCAACGGCGAUGAACCAGAGGAGAGCGGUGAAGAUGAUGACAACGACGAUUAUGACGAAGCUCAUGAAGGUACGGUUCUUGAUGGCGAUCACACGAUGGAUGAUAUCCCAGAGGGCGAGGAGGUUUGGUAA